Molecule: messenger RNA, 2632 nt
Organism: Oryzias melastigma (Indian medaka)
Lineage: Eukaryota; Metazoa; Chordata; Actinopteri; Beloniformes; Adrianichthyidae
Gene: syt7a
Product: synaptotagmin VIIa
Exons: 13
Biological process (GO): regulation of dopamine secretion; regulation of calcium ion-dependent exocytosis; vesicle fusion
Cellular component (GO): axon; synaptic vesicle; membrane
Molecular function (GO): phosphatidylserine binding; calcium-dependent phospholipid binding; calcium ion binding
Source: RefSeq, a predicted model, not a curated record
UGUGGGCAGGACUGUUGGUGCGGAGUGAGCCUGCCCUCAUUUCCCAUCAUCCAUCUGUUUUACGUAUUCUCCUGCUAUUACAGUCCCUCACUACCCCAACCCAACAUUACCGGUGCAACGAAAAUAGCAAACAGUAUUGGAGCUAUUCAGCCGCAUGGUUUUAACGCGCAAUAAAUACAAGAAAAGUAAUUAAACCCAAUCUGAAAAUGUCUUUAAAUAUAAGAAGUCCACCAGCAGGAAAAGAGGGGAGAAAAAAAGACCUGGAGCUUCCAGAAAAGAUGACAGCCAUCAUAAAAAUGAGACGAAAAAAAGGCAAAGUUGAGCAUGAUCAAAGUGGAGAGACUUCACACAGCUGCACAAGUCACUCUCCCAUUUUGUCCUCUGAGCCACAGAGAGAGGAAGAGAAGGAGGCUGGGUGAGAGGAGAGAGGAGAGGGGAGGGAGUACAGUGAGGAGCUGGUUAGCCUACCUAUCCACUAGGAGGAGAGGAGAGGCUGCUGAGGAGCAACAAAAACAGUAAACAGCCACUACUACAAACCACAUCAGCGGAGUUCACGACGCGCGCCAGAGGAGUACCACCACCAUCACUGAGACGUCGCGUUUGAAGCAGCACAGCCAUGUAUCUGAACAGGGAAGAGGACGGCAGCAAAGGCUCGGUGUCCCUCAGUGUCUUCCUGGUCUCCCUUGCAGUGACAGUGUGUGCAGUUUGGCUGGUGGCUCUCUGUGGCGUCUGUGGAUGGUGUCAACGCAAGCUGGGGAAGAGGAACAAGCCGGGAGUGGAAGCAGCAGACACUCCAGACUCUGCUCGUGGGCGAGGGGAGAAGAAAGCCAUCAAUGAUCUAGACAGAGACUUUUGGAAUAACAAUGACAGCAGCACAGUGCAGCAGAGGUGGAGCUCCUAUCCGCCCAAGGAGUUCGUACUAAACAUUUCUCCAUAUGCCCCAUAUGGAGAUCCUCGCCUCACGCUCAAUGGGGCGGUCUCAGGGGGUCAGAAGGGGGCAGCAACUGGGCAUGGGGAUGCUGGGGGGGGUCCGUAUCGCAGCGACAGCGUCAAGAGCAUGGUGACAGAAGGAGUGAAAGCCGGGAAGUGGCAGACGGUCCAGGGCCACGUGCAGUCCGGAGGAUUAAGACCCAGCAACUUUGGGGACCCAGUCUUGUCCUACACCUCCACUCUAGAGCACAUCCAGUCAGGCCCCGCCCGGCCUCGGACGCUGUUGCGCCAGCAGAGUCUUCAGCAGCCUCUCAUCCACCCGUCGGGCCCUGGUCUUGGUCAGCCCCCCACCACGUCCCAGAGCUUGGGACAAUUGCACACCGCACCCGGACACCCUGGGGGAGGCGGCGGUGUUGGGAGAGGACAGGGAGGAGGCGGCACUGGUGAGGGUAGAGGCGCAGGUACACAAGUCGCCUCCCAGGGGGCUCGGGGCGGCCAAGCAGGAGCAGGUGCCUCUCGCUGCCAGGGAGGCGGAGCAGGAGGGCACCCCCGGGGCAAUCCCGGAAGCUGGGAUUACAUGAUGGAUCAGAUGAAGAAUCGAGGCCUGGAUGUCAAGUCCUUCCUUGAAGGGAAGCUGGUGGUCCUGGCUUUGGCCAUUGGUGUGGCAGAGCAAGAUGACUUUGCCAAUAUCCCUGACCUGCAGGAAACAGCGCAGGCUGCCCCACCAGCCAAUCAGGAGCCCCCUCCUGAGAAGAGGGGCAACAAGCCAGCUAAUAGCCCCAAAGGUCACCCCCCAGAUGCUGACGGCCACUCCUCUGUUACUGACCUGGCCAACUCUCUCACUGGAGACAUGGUGAUGUUGUCUCCGGGCUCAGAGGACGAUGACGGCGAAGGGCCUAUCAGUGAAAAGCUGGGCCGGAUCCAGUUCAGCAUAGGCUACAGCUUCCAGAACACGACGCUCACCGUCAAAGUCCUAAAGGGCCAGGACCUGCCGGCCAAGGACUUCUCCGGAACCUCAGACCCUUUUGUUAAAAUCUAUCUGCUGCCAGACAAAAAGCACAAGCUGGAGACCAAGGUCAAGAGGAAGAACCUCAACCCCCACUGGAAUGAAACUUUCCUCUUUGAAGGUUUCCCAUAUGAGAAGGUGAGAGAGCGCACGCUCUACCUGCAGGUUCUGGACUAUGACCGCUUCAGCAGAAACGACCCCAUUGGAGAGGUGUCAAUUCCUCUGAACAAAGUGGAACUGGGCCAGAUGAAGACCUUCUGGAAGGAGCUCAAGCCCUGCAGUGAUGGCAGUGGGAGACGAGGAGAACUGCUGGUGUCUCUCUGCUACAACCCCACUGCCAACACCAUCACUGUGAACAUCAUCAAAGCACGUAAUCUUAAAGCCAUGGAUAUCGGUGGAACCUCAGACCCCUAUGUGAAAGUGUGGCUCAUGCACAAGGACAAGCGCGUAGAGAAGAAGAAGACGGUGGUUAUUAAACGCUGUCUGAACCCAGUCUUCAACGAGUCCUUCCCCUUUGACGUGCCCGCCCACGUGCUGAGGGAGACCACCAUCGUCAUCACAGUCAUGGACAAGGACCGGCUCAGCCGCAACGAUGUGAUUGGCAAGAUUUACCUUUCAUGGAAGAGUGGACCUGCAGAAGUGAAACACUGGAAAGACAUGCUCGCUCGGCCGCGUACAAACGUCGCCCAGUGGCAC